UCAGCUCAACAGUUGGGCUAUAACAACUCUGACGGACGUACGAAUUAUACGGAACAAUAGAAACCACGAAAAAAUCGAACCGUACCGUAGCGUUUUUUUUUAUUAACGUCGAGUUUCAGUUCGGCUAACAAGUGUCAUUGAGUGGGGAGUGAAACUACAAUUAAAUGGACUAAUACUUAACAAUCCGGAUAGUUGUAUUCUAAUUAAUAGAACGUUUAUAUAUAACACCUGUUAUAAAUAUUUUAAUUAAAGUUGAUUUAAAAAAAAAAAACGACAACGGCUGAAAAAUGUUUUAUCGUAGCAGCUGUCUGGUGUUUCUGUUGGUCGCCGUAGUGGGCCUCACUCAAGCUCAGGUGAACCGAGAUGAAUUGUUCCCCCUGUCCAUAAUUCACAUAAAUGAUUUUCACGCAAGGUUUGAACCCACCGAUGGCACGGGUGGAAAUUGUGAUGCCGAUGAGGUUUGUAUCGGUGGUUAUGCUCGUACCGUGUACACUGUUAAAAAGUUGCUGGAAGAACAAAAGGAUAAAAAUGCUGUGUAUUUUAAUGCCGGUGACAGCUUCCAGGGCACGUUGUGGUACAAUGUUGGGCGCUGGAAUGUUACAAGUCAAUUUUUGAAUAUGUUGCCAGCUGAUGCAAUGACACUGGGCAAUCAUGAAUUCGAUCAUGGCGUUGAGGGUGUUGUGCCUUUCAUUGAAUCACUAAACAGCCCCAUGUUGGUCGCCAACAUGGAUGCCACCAAUGAACCAACCAUGCAGGGUAUUUAUAAAAACUCCACCAUUAUUGUGAGGAACAAUCGCAAAAUCGGUGUUAUUGGUGUGAUCCUGGAGACGACCUAUGAUCUUGCAAACACCGGCAAAUUAAUAUUCCGCAAUGAAAGUGACACCAUUGUUGAGGAGGCCCAAAAACUGAAGGCUGAAGGUGCCAACAUCAUUAUUGUCAUUUCCCAUUGUGGCUAUGAUGUGGACCAACUGAUUGCCGCCAAUGCUGGCUCAGAAGUUGAUGUCAUCGUUGGUUCGCAUUCGCAUACUUUCCUUUAUACCGGUGAUAAUCCACCGGGUCCCGAUAAACCAAGAGGUGAUUAUCCUACACAAAUUACCCAUGCAUCGGGACAUCGUGUCUUGAUUGUCCAGGCCGGAGCAUAUGCCAAAUAUGUUGGUAAUCUGACAGUUUUCUUUGACGAUGAUGGCAAUAUUGUGGACUUUGAAGGAGCACCGCUUUAUAUGGGAGCUGAUGUACCACAAGAUCCAGAAGUUGUUGAAGCCAUGAAACCCUGGCAAGAGGUCAUUGAUGCCCAAGGCAAAGUUGUUGUGGGUGAAACGGUGGUGGAUCUUCUGAAAAGUCCCUGCAGUUAUCAAGAAUGUAAUUUGGGUAACUUUUUCACAGAUGCCAUGGUGCAUGCGUUCCUCAAUUUAGCACCAUAUGAGAAACCAGAUUGGACAACUGUACCCAUUGGUCUGGUCAAUACUGGAGCCUUGAGAGUUCCUCUGUACAAAGGAAACCUCACCUAUUCCCACAUUGUGACGAUGUCACCGUUUGAGAAUGUUUUAACCGCCUUCGAUUUGCCCGCUGAUAAAUUGCGGGAAGCUCUGGAAUUUGGUGUUAGUAAAAUUGACUAUGAAAAUAAUGUAACAAGUUCCAGUAUUUUCCUACAAGUGUCUGGUCUGAAGAUUACCUAUGAUUUUAAGAAACCGGUAAAUCAACGUGUUGUGAAUUUGAAGGUGCGCUGUAGUUCUUGUUCGGUGCCAAGAUACGAAACCUUUGAUGAAAAGGCGACAUAUCGUAUUGUGGCGCCCAAUUUCUUGCAGGAUGGUGGUGAUGGUUUCCACAUGUUCCGUGAUUAUGGCACUAAUGUCCAGCCCUACGUUACCGAUUUGGAUGCUUUGUUGGCCUACACUGAGACUGUCUCGCCCAUUUACAGUGGCAUUGAGGGUCGUAUUAAAGUUGUGUGAAGACAUAGAAGCCGACCUUAGCCAAUUAUAUUUUAAUAAAUAAAAUAAAGUCACAGUAUUAAAUUUUUAAAAA
Musca domestica (house fly) is the source of this 2022-nucleotide messenger RNA. RefSeq names its product apyrase. The record is from RefSeq and is a predicted model, not a curated record. Gene Ontology annotation, biological process: AMP catabolic process. The transcript has 8 exons. The coding region runs from base 288 to 1949 and encodes 553 amino acids. NCBI's taxonomy places the organism in Eukaryota, Metazoa, Arthropoda, Insecta, Diptera, Muscidae. Gene Ontology annotation, cellular component: plasma membrane. Gene Ontology annotation, molecular function: nucleotide binding; 5'-nucleotidase activity; metal ion binding.